Pieris napi is the source of this 3026-nucleotide messenger RNA. RefSeq names its product estradiol 17-beta-dehydrogenase 11-like. The transcript is spliced from 7 exons. The coding region runs from base 262 to 1347 and encodes 361 amino acids. NCBI's taxonomy places the organism in Eukaryota, Metazoa, Arthropoda, Insecta, Lepidoptera, Pieridae. The record is from RefSeq and is a predicted model, not a curated record. Gene Ontology annotation, cellular component: lipid droplet. Gene Ontology annotation, molecular function: oxidoreductase activity, acting on the CH-OH group of donors, NAD or NADP as acceptor.
AUUUACUAGCUUCUACGCUCAGUCGAUUCACAGCAUCGCGCGCUGUUGCCGGCCAGUCAGACGCGACUACCCAGCAGCCGCGCAGAUCGCGUUCCAAAUUCAAAUUACGAUUUAUUUUUAAUAAUCGUCUGUCUUGACUCUAUUAUCAAGAUCAUCGAAUUUGAAGACAGAUUAUAGUGAGUGUAGAUUAUCAAAGUGAAAAAAAUUAUAGAUAACAACGGUGAUGCGAUAGUAAAUAGUAAUUAGUUAAAUACAGAAACAAUGAAUAUGGAAACACAAGAAUACAUGAAUGGGUUAAGGCCGGGUCCUUUGACGAGAGAGAUACCGGAAUGUAUGAGGAACAAAUACACUUUAGUUCAAGGGAUUUUCGACCUUAUCGUCACUCUGUUGACGGCACUUGGACACUUAUUUUACGAAAUAUACAAAUCAAUAUUUAGAGACCCGAAAAAGGACUUGAAGGGUCAAAUUGCCUUAAUAACUGGAGGCGGAGGUGGUUUAGGAAGCCUUAUAGCAUUGCGGCUCGCCAGACUCGGAUGUGUCGUCGUACUUUGGGAUAUAAAUAAACAAGGUUUGGAAGACACAGUGAAGUUAGUCAAAGGUGUCGGCGGCAAAUGCUUCGGCUACGUAGUAGACCUGGCUGCUCGUGAUGACAUCUAUCGGGUGGCUAAACAGGUCAAGAAGGAAGUUGGAACUGUGUCGCUCCUCAUAAACAAUGCAGGAGUGGUAUCGGGUCAGUAUCUUUUGGAGACACCUGAUCAUCUCAUUCAGAGAACCUUCGACGUUAAUAUCCUAGCACAUUUCUGGACGGUCAAAGCUUUCAUACCAGAUAUGAUAGACAGCAAUCACGGGCAUAUAGUAACCAUAGCGUCGAUGGCUGGACAUGUUGGAGUUCCAAAACUCGUGGACUACUGUGCCUCUAAAUCGGCUGCUUGUGGUUUUGAUGAAGCUCUGAAGGUCGAGCUGGAUUCAAAGGGAAUAAAGGGAGUCCGCACGUCAUUGAUAUGUCCGUACUUUAUCAGGGCAACGGGGAUGUUCGAAGAAGUGAAGUCAAGGAUCGUCCCUCAGCUGAAUUCCAAUGACGUAGCAGAUAGAGUGGUCUACGCUAUACGGACGAAUGAAAAUGUCGCAGUCAUACCCAGCUAUCUUCGAGUGCUGCUGCCGUUUAAAUGGCUGGUACCUUGGGCGUGCGUUUCUGAAUUCAUCCGAGGCUUAGUACCGGACGCAAUGCCAGCACCUAUGCCCUUGCCGGAAAAAAAACUUGAGGCAGAUAUUCUCAAACCAAACGGAAAGUUGGAGUCCCGCCCCAUGACCUUAAUACCACCAGCGAGAGAUGAUCGACGCGUCUGACAUUCUCUUUUUAUAUCCAUGACUUUACAGUGCCAAGAACUCUUCUGACGGUGUUCACUUUUUAGUGCGGCUUGUGACGGUAGAAUUAUAUGAUGUUGGUGUAAUGUAUCGGAUAUCUGACAUUGUUUCAAGUUUUGUAUAAAUGGAGCCGAUAUCGGCAUGCAAAUACAGCAAGUAAAAAAAGUAUCUGUAAACCGAUAAAAUAACGAAGUUUUAUAUAUUAAAAAAAGUUAUCAAAUCCUAUCAAGGUAUUGUACGAUUUGUGUAAAAAAAUGGCAAUGACCUUUUCUUAUAUUUGAGAACAUACUUGUUUUUAAUGCUAUUUAUAUAAACAACAAUAUAUCAACUUGGCUAAAAGCCAUAAUCGACAAAAUAUAUCUGACAAUUAUAAUAUGAUGUUGGUUUGACUUGAUGUCCAUAGCUCAUGAAUAAAAACCUCAUUAAAGGGUGCUUCUAAUAAAAUAUUUGGCGAAAAAAAUAUUUAGUUAAAAUUAACUAUGGACCAAAAACAUAAAUAUAUAAAAACAUUCCCUAAAGAAUAAUUAAAUAACCAUAGUAAUAUUAAGACUUCUGAAUUGGACUAUAUUUUAAUGAAAUUUCUAGCUAUUAAACGGUACUGUACUCAUGUAUAGAUCUAGAUUGUUCUAUUUUUUCAUUGUGCUAACCAAAAAUAAAUUAAUGGUGCAAAUUGAUAAGUGUCCUUAUUCAGACUUAAUGUGUAAUUCAUGAAAUGUAUCUUAAAAUAACACCUUAAGUCAACGAAUUAAGCAUUUUUCACAUUGACUACUUGUAGAACUCUAUAGGAAUUCAAACAAGUUGACGAAUUGCAAAUAAUUAUAUUCACUAAUGUGCCUUUGGCUACAUUGAAAAUAUUGUCAUGAAUCGUAUAAUAUUGACAUUUGAUACUAACAAUAAGUUAAGGAAUAAUAUAGUAACGCUGUGGUACUUAGUCAAUAUGUUAACAGGAGAUUCUGGAUGUGAUUUCUAGUUGAAUAGUUUAUUUUAUAUCUCUUGAUAAAUGUUAAUUACUGCUAUAGUUGCAGAAAACCACCCGUUUAUUAAUAAAACAAAAUAACAUCAUAUACUUUGUUUUUAAUAUUUUUUAAAUUAUUUUAUUAAAAGUAACCACUUUUUGUAAUUAUAGCAGUAAUAAAGCUGUUCUUUAGAGCAGUUUUAUGACAUUACCUCUUAUUUUUAAUUAGGUAAUCAAAAAGGGUUUUGGUUAGAUAACACGAAUUGCUCAAGAUCUGAAUUGUUAUGUGUAUAUAGGUAACAGGAUAAGUCAAUUUAGUUUGUAUCAUCUAACUUGGCCGCCAGUAAUUUUCCAUAAAGUCAGUUUUUGCGGAUAGUAAUUAACGAGAGAAUUUUGUUAUAAUGAAAACUAUAAAACAAACAAUAUAUCAGAUUUGGCGCCAUAAAUGCGUUUAUACAAAAAGCAAUAAAAUGUUAUUACCUUUGUAUAGGACACAGGUGUACAAAAAGAAGAUACAAUAAUAUAGAUAAAAUGAAGAAUGAUUAAAUUUAAUUUUCUUGCAGACGGUCAUCUUAUAUUGGGCAACAAUUAAAUAUAAUCUAAAUACUAAUUACUUCUUUAACCGAAUAUUAUGUAAUAUAAAGUAUAUGAUGUAUGUCAUGUAAAUAACACGUUUAAAUGUAUUGUAUAUAUAUGUUUUGUACAA